This is a messenger RNA of Trematosphaeria pertusa, 1310 nucleotides long. RefSeq lists its product as uncharacterized. Bases 65 to 1009 code for a protein of 314 amino acids. NCBI's taxonomy places the organism in Eukaryota, Fungi, Ascomycota, Dothideomycetes, Pleosporales, Trematosphaeriaceae. The transcript has 2 exons. The record is from RefSeq and is a predicted model, not a curated record.
CAUCCACCACACACCCACUAAUACCGCACCCACCAACACCCCACGGACGCAGCUCGACGCAAUCAUGGCGGGCGACACCGCGAUCAGCGCUGUCACGACCAACAUGCAAGUCUCUGACGGAGUCGAAGAGGAAGUCGCCUCGCUCCUUCCUGUCGAGGCAUACAGGAGCCUGACGUCCGUCAGUCGCCCUCUCUUGAUUAAGAUGAACGCAGAGUUCCUCCAGAAUCCCAAGUUUCGGGACCACGUUCGAGGAUUCUUUGACCCUCGUGCGCUCCUUAAAGGCAUAUUAACAAGGUACGGGGGCCAGCCAUUCCGGUUCAUGGACCUGCCCGUGGAAGUCCGGUUGCGGAUAGCGGAAUAUGCAUUGGCACACGAUGAAGGCCUCUUCUGGCAUUGGGAGAGCUAUACUCCAGAUAAGAUGAUUGGCAGGUUUCGAAAGCGUCGCUUUCUGUUUCCGGAUCACAAUCAUUUUAACCCUCUGGGCCUCGCAUGUCGACAGCUGCACCGAGAAACGGAAUACAUACCAUUCAAAGUCAAUACCCUACACUUUGACGUCAUGGAAAUGGGAGGCGAUUCCUUUGACGACUAUUCCGAGGCACCCAUCGAAUAUCUCCGCACCGCAAUCAAGGCCUUGCGCCACUUCGUCAGCCAUGCAUCUACCGCUAUCAUAGUGGCUACGCGAAUUGUGCACAUCAAUUGUUUUCGAGUUUCCGAGGAGCAACUUCUACUGUUCUCAAAAGUCGUCAAGGAGACUCCGCAUAUGAAGAUCGACCUUUGCCCUUGCUGGUGGGCUAACUCGGACGGCAAGCGAACUCGCGAUAUCGACCAGUUCAUGGACGAUGGCAGGUGCUAUGAGACUAUACUCUCGAAGCUCAACUUCAGCCACGCCGGCCGAUCUUGGCGAGUAAGAACUGGGUCCAUGGAUCGGGCAGCAAUUGACCGUCUCCGAAAGCACCUUUCUCCCGAUGACUUCACCACUGCGCUCCGAUGGAUCGAGGAAGGUCUCUAGUCGGAUUAGUCUUUGAAGGUCUCAUGGCUUUCGGAUGAGAAAGGAAGAGAACAUGGGCCCCGCGUCAACCCCAAGCAAUGUUUCGAACCAGCCGGUGGAAAUGUGGUGGGAGGUGGAUCCGGCAGUCUGGAAAGCUUUCCGUACGGGAGCGUACCUGAACGAGUAAUGGCGGGGAGUAAUGUGAAGCAUGGAAGCUGCAUGACAGCGCACAAAAGUUGUUGAUAAAAUGGUUUCUUCGCGAUGGAUCAAAAUGUAAGGAGCAAAGUCGAGAGGUCUACCACUAAUUCCAAAUACUUCACUG